Messenger RNA from Myripristis murdjan (pinecone soldierfish), 907 nucleotides. Its product is annotated as group XIIB secretory phospholipase A2-like protein. The transcript is spliced from 4 exons. The record is from RefSeq and is a predicted model, not a curated record. NCBI's taxonomy places the organism in Eukaryota, Metazoa, Chordata, Actinopteri, Holocentriformes, Holocentridae. Gene Ontology annotation, molecular function: A2-type glycerophospholipase activity; calcium ion binding. Gene Ontology annotation, cellular component: extracellular region. Bases 32 to 655 code for a protein of 207 amino acids. Gene Ontology annotation, biological process: triglyceride homeostasis; cholesterol homeostasis; arachidonate secretion.
CUGUAGUUGUCCUGAGCUCUGUGCCUGCAGAAUGACGCGUCGGGUCCCUCUCGCCCUCCUGCUCCUCCUGGGCCUGUGUGUCCAACAUGCUGUCGGUCAAGAGGCCCCAACAGCAGCACCACCUGGCCAGGCCUCUGAUGGCUCCCAAGCAGAGGAGGACACAGGGGACUGGGGGCUGGGCUCCCUCAGGGGCAGCUUCGAGGCAGCCAACAGCUACUUUGACUCCGUGCUGGAGCUAAUGGGAGGCCGUGACGGAGUGUGUCAGUACCGCUGCCGAUAUGGUAAAGCUCCCAUUGCACGUCCAGAGUACCAGAUGCCAGAGCCUGAUGGGUGCAGCUCCUAUUUCUUUGGCCUUCCUACUCCAAGUGCGAUGGAUAUGGGCAUCCCUGCCAUGACAAAGUGCUGCAAUCAGCUGGAUAUGUGUUACGACACCUGCGGCUCCAACAAGUACCGCUGUGACUCCAAGUUCCGCUGGUGCCUCCACAGCAUCUGCUCCGACCUCAAGAAGAGCCUCGGCUUCGUGUCGAAAGUUGAGGCCUGUGAAACAGUGGCAGACACCUUGUUCAACACAGUGUGGACUCUGGGCUGCAGGCCCUACAUGAACAGCCAGCGAGCGGCCUGCUUUUGUGAAGGAGAGGAGAAAGAUGAACUUUAGGGAGCACACCGCCCUCUGAUCUGUGAAGGAAUACAAGUUGGAGCUCACAUCAGUUGUGCUGCUGUGGAUUAGGGUGUUACAAGAGACUGCUGGGGAACGAUUUGUGUAAUCUCUCCACGCUCUUGCUCCUGUUUUUGUUUUGUUUGUUUUGUUUGUUGUGUGGUCUCUUGCAAACAAGGUUGCAUCAUUCUUAUUUGAGGUGUGGUAUUGCAUUCCUAAACUGUAUUUGUUCAUUUCACUGUGUCGUAUGAA